AUUUAGCAUGCCAUGUGGGAGUAAACCUUCCCAGGAGGUGCCAUGCUAGCCACACAGAUGCCAGAAACGCCACCUGAGGCUAAAGAUGUCAAACAGAUCAAAGAGAAGUUGGCACAGUCUCUAAAGGCCCUGCAGAAGCGAUACGUGACGUCAGACACCGUGGUCACCAGUGAGGAUGCUGACGCUAACCUCCUCUGCUGUGCCCUUGAGGCCAUCUUCAUCCACGGUAUCAAGACCAAGUACAUCCGCUUGGAGGCUGGGGGCCGGAGCAAGAAAGGAGACAGAGGACCCCUCCCUCAGCCUUUCUUCUGGAGCCUUCUCAAGACAGUUACCCACCGUGAUGUGAUCACAGAGCUGGAGAAACUCAGCUUCGUGGGCACGGACGUGGGUCGCUGUCGAGCGUGGCUGCGACUCGCCCUGAACGACGGCCUGCUGGAGUGUUACCUCGCCUCUCUGUUCCGGGAGGACUCCAAGCUGCGGGCCCACUACCAGCCCAGUGCCUUGCUCCUGAACGCAGAGGAACGGGAGGUUCUCCUCAGCUACCUCCAGGGUCUAGCUUCGCUCACAUUCAGCCUUUCUUACAAAUCAGCCGUGCUAAACGAAUGGACCAACACGCCUCUGGGUCUGGCUGGACUCGUCCCCUUGUCCCAGGCGGACUCUCUUGACCUGCCCAUUAACGGCGGAGACCUUCCCACCUCUAAGUCUGUGUAUAAAGACUCAUGGGAUACUGUGUCUCAGUCGUCAGGCUCUUCAGAUGCUCUGGAUCUGCAGAGAGGUCCGGGGCUGCUGGUAAGCAGGGGGUCGAAUGGAUCACAAGGGGGAAGGACUACGUUAAACUCAUCUAAUUUAAGCCUGGACACCACAGGCUCCUCUCAGCUCUCCUCCAGUUUGAGCUCUGAUAGCCUCCUGCAGGGGCAGGACCCCCGCAGCCCCACAGGAGAGCAGUGUUCAUCAUCUGACCUGGAAAUGCCAAUUACUGUCAACCACAGCAGCAGCAAGAGGACACAGAAAGAUUCUCUGACUGAGUUCAGGGAGAGUGGCCAGUGCAGUCAGGACUCCAUGCGUGAAGACUCGUUUGUCUCCAGCACGGGUCCAGAUCACUUCUCUGAGACGGCCAUUUUCAGCGGCUCUGACAGCGAGGCCCCCGCUCCUACUACACCACCCGGAGACCAAAGCCAAAACUCUGCUCUGUCUGAUUCAGAGCAGCCACAAACAUCCCCCGAACUGCCAUCGUCUGAUGAGAACGAUGGCAACUCUUCUUUUGAAGCGUGCAUUUGUACAUCUUCUGAGAUCAACUCGGACACAGACGUGCUCUCGACAGUCAGCGAGCCGGCAGAGGAAGUUAACGCGACCAGAGCCGAGGCGAGUCCUGAGCAGGAAGGGAAAGAAGCAGCGACGUCAGAGAAGAAGACCUCUGAGUCUUCAGUUAAUCAAGGCGCACGUCGAUCUACCAGCAUCCUGAGCAGGAAGUUAUCCUCGGACUCUUUAUCACAUUCCCGCUGCUGGAUCUCCGAGGACGACAUCUACAAGCCCCAUCUGGAGGAGGAGUCGGAGGACGAGGAGGUGCCUCCUCCCGCUGAGCCGAAGGUCUCUCAGUCGGCUCCCAGUGUCGUCCAUCGCAGACAGAUAGGGAUCCCCAACCCGUUUCGAGGCUUGCUGAAGCUCGGUCAUCUGGAGCGUCGAGGCGCUGUGGGGAUUUGGCGAGACUACUACUGCGAGCUGUCGCCGUUUGAGUUCCGCAUGUACCUCAACGCAGAGGAGCGGGCGUGCUACGACAACUGCUCCCUGCUCAGGUGCGAGGACGCCCGCAUCACCUCGCCCGAGGGCCGCUUCGAGCUGGUCUUUCCAGGGAAGCACCUGUACCUCCGGGCCGCAAACCGAGAUGGGGCAGAGGACUGGGUGGAGCGGAUAGUGGAGGCUGUCAACAAAUGUCGGCCCGCGUCUCGUGUUGACGAGACGUGGGAGGUGCUGCAGCCGGAGAACGGUGUGGAUGUGUCAUCCCCGUCCUCCGCCCUCUCCAGCCCUGAGCGAGGUUUAUCGUCCUCUGACGUGAGGUCAAACGGUGUGCAGGAGGCUCCUCCUCCUCGGCAGGACUUCGACUGGACUCGGACUGCUGAUUUGGAAACAGAUGCCAUCAAAGAAGCCGUUUUGUACUUCUCCACAGAUCCCGAGGCUCGAACGUGGGCACCUCUGGUCUUCUCCCUCUCCUUGGAGGCUCUGAAAGGCUUUCAGGUACGGGAGGGGAGGAAGCUCCUGCGGCUAAACAACUCGAUCGAGGAAAUCCGGGACGUGGUGCCAGACGUCUCCAUGGGAGGACCGGCCUUCUUCAAACUCCUGACCGUCAAGGAGACGCUCAAACUCAGGGCGGAAAGCCCGGAGGAGGCUCGCUCCUGGAGAGUUUUGAUCCGUGGAGCUCUGGACGCGUACCUAGAGUGCGGGGAGGACGGGGUCUCCGGGGUACCAGCCGUAGGGCAACCGGAGGUGAACGGAAACCUGCACAGACUGGUGCAGCACAGACUGAAAGAAGACGGAGCGUUUCUGGUUCAUCUGUGCGCCGUGCCGUCAGAGAAGGGUCUGGAUGCUCAGGGCUUCAGGUGUGCAGGGUGUCCCAGGCAGAUUGGCCCGAGCCGAAGCAGAGCGAGGCUAUGCGAGUUCUCAGGCCAGUACUACUGUGACUCCUGUCACCAUGGAGACACCACCAUCAUCCCUUCGCGCAUGGUGCACAACUGGGACCUCACACAGCGAGAGGUGUCUAAGAAGGCGCUGCGGCUGCUGGCUCAGGUGGAGCACGAGCCUCUGCUGAACGUGGAGCAGCUGAACCCCGAUCUGAUGCUUCACGCCGAACCCAUGGCUCAGGCUCACAACCUGCGACAGAGGCUGCGUCUGCUCGGAGACUACCUGUUCACCUGCCGCAGCGGAGCCUGCAAGAAACUCCAAGCCAGAAUGGAACAGCGGUCGUACAUGUUGGAGUCGAGCCACCUGUACAGCGUCAUGGACUUACGGCAGAUAGCUGAGGACCAAUAUGAAAACUACCUGCUCACACUGCUGCAGCACGCCUCCAACCACGUGUUCCACUGCGACCUGUGCACGCAGCGAGGCUUCAUCUGUCAGACAUGCCACGCCGAUGACAUCAUCUUCCCCUUCCAGUUUGAAAUCACCACCAGGUGUAAGGACUGUAAGGCCGUGUUUCACCUGGCCUGCAAGGCUCCCGACGACCCGUGUCCUCGCUGUCAGCGGAUGAAGAAAUACCUGGAGAGAGAUCUUCAGGACUGAGCGCAGCCAGCGGAGGAGCUUACUGACUCCCUGCCCCCCCCCUCUUUUUCAGCACGACAGAACACUGCUGAGAGCGGAGUGACUGGAAAUUAAAACAAAAAACUAGCUUUUACCUCAAGUGCAAUUAUGAGUGAUCAGCCUGCUAACCGGAGAGGAAAACGUAGGAGCCACAGUGCUACAGUAGCUCGAGUCUCGCGCACUAAUGCAGAGGCACAUUAAGCCUCGGGAUGCUGACUUAACGCAGCCAGCUGUUACUGAACAGUGACUUUAAUACCUCUCUGAUUUCUCACUCAGCCACGACAUCAAACAAAGGACUGGACAACGGCAACAGUUCCUUGCCAAGAAUCUUAUCCGGCACAUUUUUGUUUUUCACAUCUUUUUUUAUUUCUUUUUUAAUUUUCUGAUUGUGUCGGUGUCAGAAGAAUCAUGUUUACCAGAAAUGCUCGGCAGCACACUCCAGCAUUUUGUCUCAGAUGCACAAAUAGUGAAGCAUAACACAGGAAACGAAGUGCAAAACAUGGGAGGACGCAGCACGGGGAAUGUUCUAAUAAACACAUUUUGAUUGUGCCUUCUACUUAAUUUAAGCUUUACACGAUGUUUCACUUUGUGUGUCUUUAAUUCAGGGUCACAUAGACUGUUUUUUUUUUAUACAUAUAACCUUUGCCAUAACCAUAAGAGGGAGUUACACUAUAGCAUUAGAUACUGAUUUAUAUUUGGGUUAACAGAAGUUGCUUAGAAGACUUUUUUGGGAUGUUUUAUUCUUUGUAUUUCAACUCAGAUUUGAAAAGCUUAGAAAAGAGCUUUAAAUGAUGUGUGAUUGAAAGUAAAACUUUUUUAUCCAAAGGGUUCUGAGGCGUGCUUAAGGAAUGUUUUAGAUUGUAAGACUAGGAUUAUGUCCAGCAGUGGUUUCUCAACUGGUGGGUCAGGACCCAGAAGUGGGUCGUGGAGGCAUUUCCAGAGGGUCGCAAAUGUGUGACGUGAAGCACGUUUGUUGUGUUCAGUUUCUUGCUUCACUGAGAGCCCGAUUUAUUUGCAUGAAAUAAAUCUGAUUGGUCGGAAAAUAUCAGAAGUUUGGGUCGUUUCUGGAGGAGUUGGAGGCGGGUCCUGGGGUCAGACGAGUUGAGAACCACUGAUGUACAGUGAGCAGGCCGUUAUUUAACUUUAAUGAUCUGCUCACAGCUACUUAAUUAAGAAAUAAAUUAUAUCGUAUGAAUUGAAAAUAAUUGUUUCACCUCUACUUUAAAAUGUAACAGAGCUGAGUUGAUAGCAACAGGUUGUUAUUCGAUUAUAACUGAGCGUAUGAUUCUGUUAACCAAUCAGAAUGAAGUUUUAAACAAAGCUGUGUUAUUUACUGACAAGAUUAAACAUAAACAUGUGGCCGACACAUUUCCAAAUUUAGAUUCCUGAGGAUUUAACUGGAUGUGACAUUGAUCCUGAAAAACAUUUUGCAUGUUUGCACUUUUAGCUCCGACUGUUAAACGGAUAUUUCAACGUUUAAUGCAGUUGAAAUACCACGAGCACAUGAAAUAACCCCUCAACUUCAAAAAAAAAAAAAAGACUCCUCCUUUGCUGAAAUUUUCCACAUUCAUUUGUGCUCUAUUCUCCUCUCUGUUGUAGCAUCAAACACACAAUCACGAUACAAAUACAACUUUUAAAAUGUGCAGAAGUUAAAGAGAAAUAAAGACAGCGAAGGUUUACUUAUCAAGGUCGUCUUGAUGUAUGCAGAUAAAGUCACUUUCAAGUGAGAAUAUCACAGUACUGUUAUCAUGGUGUCUUUAUUUUUUAUUGUCAUCUCGUUCAUAAUGUAAGUUGUACAAAUGAAAAUAAAUAUCUGUGUGUUA
Labrus mixtus (cuckoo wrasse) is the source of this 5114-nucleotide messenger RNA. It is a transcript of the gene plekhm1, whose product is annotated as pleckstrin homology domain containing, family M (with RUN domain) member 1. The record is from RefSeq and is a predicted model, not a curated record. The coding region runs from base 43 to 3273 and encodes 1076 amino acids. NCBI's taxonomy places the organism in Eukaryota, Metazoa, Chordata, Actinopteri, Labriformes, Labridae. The transcript is spliced from 10 exons.